UGACAAGACUCAUCUCCCAGGCAGCUCAAAAAUAAGGAAGGCACUAUACUAUGCGUGCACAGACACAGAAGCUGCCCUCAAGCCGUGCACGGCCUAGCGGAGGACACGGGAGAGUAAUGCCGUAUUUUACAGGUGCUUGACAAAGACCCAUCGUUGAGUGGGACUCUAGUACAGUCUGUUCUUGCCAAUAUUUCAUAAGCGACAUUUCCAGACUAUGUGAACAUCCAUUUUAAGAUUUAUUCCUCUAUGAUGGAGAAGUAUGAAAAAAUUGGGAAAAUUGGCGAAGGAUCCUACGGAGUUGUUUUCAAAUGCAGAAACAGGGACACAGGUCAGAUUGUAGCCAUCAAGAGAUUUCUGGAAUCAGAAGAUGACCCUGUCAUAAAGAAAAUCGCCCUUCGAGAAAUCCGCAUGCUCAAGCAACUCAAGCAUCCCAACCUCGUUAACCUCAUGGAGGUCUUCAGAAGGAAGCGGAAGCUUCACCUGGUGUUCGAGUACUGCGACCACACGGUUCUCCAUGAGUUGGGCAGACACCAGAGAGGGGUGCCGGAACAUCUUGUGAAGAGCAUAACUUGGCAGACAUUGCAAGCUGUAAAUUUUUGCCAUAAACACAACUGCAUACAUAGAGAUGUGAAGCCAGAAAAUAUCCUUAUCACAAAACAUUCAGUGAUUAAGCUUUGUGACUUUGGAUUUGCCCGGCUUUUGACUGGCCCUAGUGACUACUACACAGACUAUGUGGCUACCAGGUGGUACCGCUCCCCGGAACUGUUGGUGGGGGACACCCAGUACGGCCCCCCAGUAGAUGUCUGGGCAAUUGGCUGUGUCUUUGCUGAGCUGCUCUCAGGAGUGCCUCUGUGGCCAGGGAAAUCAGAUGUGGAUCAACUCUAUCUGAUUAGGAAAACCUUGGGAGAUCUCAUUCCUAGGCACCAGCAAGUAUUUAGUACGAAUCAGUACUUCAGUGGGGUGAAAAUUCCAGACCCUGAUGAUAUGGAACCACUUGAAUUAAAAUUUCCAAACAUCUCUUAUCCUGCCCUGGGGCUCUUAAAGGGCUGUCUCCACAUGAAUCCUGCCGAGAGACUGACAUGUGAGCAGCUGUUGCAGCACCCGUAUUUUGACAGCAUGAGAGAAAUGGGGGAUUCAGCAAAAGAGCUUGACAGACCAAUAAGGAAGACCCUGAGACAGAGCCGAAAGCACCUGCCUGGGCACCUACCCCAGCUGACUAGCAGCAGCUUCCUUCCGGCUUUGGAUAAUAAGAAGUACUACUGUAAUAUGAAGAAACUCAACUAUCGUUUUCCAAACAUUUAAGGAGCUUGGAGAUUGAUGAUGAAAGAGGAACCAAACCUACACAUUUGAUUGAAAACAAUCACAAUAUUUUUUAAAACAUCAGGAGAAAACCUAAGUAACAAACUGGGGGAGGCCACUUGGCAGACUCUGAAGGGAAAUUCCAGAGGCAGCCUUCUUCCAUGCUUCAUGAUGGUGACCAGAACAGAAAGGAAAAACUUGUUUGGAUUUUCACUUGCAUUUUUGUUGUAUCUAAGUAUCUGAGCUUAUCGGCAGAAAUAUAAACAGUAUCUACUGCCCAUAUCUCUGGCAAAAUUA
This is a messenger RNA of Hyaena hyaena (striped hyena), 1596 nucleotides long. It is a transcript of the gene CDKL1, whose product is annotated as cyclin dependent kinase like 1. Gene Ontology annotation, cellular component: nucleus. Gene Ontology annotation, molecular function: ATP binding; cyclin-dependent protein serine/threonine kinase activity. Lineage: Eukaryota; Metazoa; Chordata; Mammalia; Carnivora; Hyaenidae. Gene Ontology annotation, biological process: protein phosphorylation. The record is from RefSeq and is a predicted model, not a curated record. Bases 247 to 1302 code for a protein of 351 amino acids. The transcript is spliced from 11 exons.